AUGUCUACUCGUGAUCUCCCAUCUUCAGUGCCAGACCUCUUCAUAGGUUGGACCAAACACAUUCCUGGUGAAAUCACCAUUGGUAAGUCACCAACCCAGUUGGAAGAAAAGACUCGUGCAGAUCACCCAAAUCGUCUUGAUACCGAAGAAAUCGUCACUAAAACCAAGGUGGGUAAGUUAUGGCCUGCCUUCACUUCCGGUGCUGGUUUAUUCUCCGAUGGUUACGUCAACUCCUCCAUGGGUACUGCUUUAGCUAUCAUAAAGCAAAAAUACCCAGAACAAGCUGCUAAGUCUAAUGCCAUCUCCAACAUUGCCUCCAUUGCCUUUGCUGGUACUGUCGUUGGUAUGUUGUUUUUCGGUUGGGUAUCUGAUCGUAUUUCCAGAAAGAACGGUAUGCUUUUCGUUAACAUUAUGUUGAUCGCCUUUACUUUGUUGACUGCUGUUGGUACUUGGGGUGCAAAUGGUAGCGUCCAAGGGUUAUUCACUUCAUUGACCGUCUUCAGGUUCUUCUUGGGGAUUUUCAUUGGUGCCGAAUACCCAACUUCCUCGGUCAUUUCUGCAGAAUUUGCUAACCAGUUACCUGCUGGUCACAGAAACAGAUACUUUUGUUGGUUCACCAACGGUAUGAUUGAUAUGGGGUUCAUUGUCUCUGCUUUCGUACCAUUGGUCUUAUUGUGGAUCUUUUCCGAAAGGCAUUUAUCUGUUAUCUGGAGAUUAACCUUAGGUCUUGGUGCCAUUCCUCCUUUUAUCUUGUUCUUUUUAAGAUUGAAAAUUACUGAAGGUGAUGCUUUCGAAAAGUUAAACUUCAACAGAAAGGGUGUAAGAGUACCAUACUGGCUUAUUGUUAAGUUUUACUGGUUCAGAUUACUUAUCGUCUCUUUAAUUUGGUUUAUUUAUGAUUUCUCAGCUUACUCAUUCGGUAUCUAUUCAUCCACCAUUAUCUCAGGAAUCAUCCCAGAUGGUGAUAUCUACAAAACUUAUGGUUGGACCACAGUUUUAUACUUGUUCUACAUUCCAGGUUUCUUCUUGGGUGCUUUAUCCGCUGAUUACAUUGGACCUCGUUUGACUUUGGCCUUAGGUACUGGUUUGCAAGGAAUUGUCGGUUUCAUUAUGGCUGCCUUGUACGAGCACUUAUCUAAGCAUGUCGGUGCCUUCAUUGCUGUUUAUGGUAUCUUCACCGCUUUGGGUGAAUAUGGUCCUGGUGAUAAUAUUGGUUUAUUGGCUUCUAAGACUUCAGCUACUCCAAUUCGUGGCCAAUAUUACGGAAUUGCAGCUGCUAUUGGUAAGAUCGGUGCCUUCGUUGGUACUUACAUUUUCCCUAUCAUUAUUAAGAAUGCCGGUGGUGAUGAAACUGUUAGGGGUAACCAAAUGCCGUUCUACGUUUCCUCUGCAUUGUGUAUUUUCUCUGCUCUUUUGGCCAUUUUCUUCUGUCCUUCGGUUGGACAAGAUGCCAUUAACAAGGAAGAUGAAGAUUUCAUCAACUACUUGAAUGACAACGGCUUUGACAUUAACUUAUUGGGUAAUGGUACUAUUCUCGAAGAAACUUUAGCCACUGAAUCUUCAUUCGAAGAAGCAGCACAAAAGUCCAGUGGAGUGAUUGUUGAAACCAAAGACAAAUCAAUUUGA
Messenger RNA from Dujonia railenensis, 1626 nucleotides. The record is from the annotation of a GenBank genome assembly. Lineage: Eukaryota; Fungi; Ascomycota; Pichiomycetes; Serinales; Debaryomycetaceae.